AUGUCUCCAGCAAAUGAUUACAUUAAUUCAUCAGUAGAAGAUUUUAUCUUAGUUGGAUUUUCACAUCUUCAGUACUUUUACACUGUACUUUUUAUAAUAUUUUUGUGUAUUUACUUAACAGUAAUUUUCGGAAACUGUGUCAUACUUGUAGCAAUUUUAGCAAAUGAAAAGCUGCAGACCCCUAUGUACUUUUUUCUCUUUAAUCUUUCCAUUACUGAUAUGUUAUUUACAACUACUACAAUACCAAAAAUAUUAGCUCUGUUUGUAGCAAAAUCAAAUAAGAUUUCAUUUAGUCUGUGUUUUAUUCAGCUGUGCUUUUGGCAUAGUUUUGGUUGUAGUGAAGCAUUUCUUCUUGUAGUUAUGGCAUAUGACAGGUAUGUGGCUGUAUGCCGACCUUUAUAUUACAGAAAAAUUAUGUCUAACAAUGUUAAUAUUCUCCUUGUUGCUAGCACUUGGAUAUUUCCAUUUGUAUUUAUGAUACCUGUAUGUAUUCUAGCAUCUCAACUUCCAUUUUGUGGUCCAAAUGAAAUUCAAAACUGUUUCUGUGAACACUUAGCUGUAAUUAGAUUAGCCUGUAGUGAUAUAAAUUUCCAUGUUUACCUUGGUUUUGCUAUUGCAAUGACAGUGUCUUUCAUGCCUUUAAUUCUUGUUGUCUUAUCAUAUGUUAAAAUACUUACUUCAAUUUUUCAGAUUGGCUCUACCGAGGAACGUGUUAGAGCUUUCUCCAAAUGUAGCUCCCACAUAAUGGCUGUUUUCACAUAUUAUAUAUCAAUCAUUAUUGCUUAUGUAUCAUACGCUGUAGAGGUCACUAACAGUUUCCAUGUUGCGGCCACAAUUUGCAUUACAGUAUUAGCUCCUUCAUUAAACCCUUUAAUUUACACAUUAAGAAACAAAGAAGUCAAAGAAACAAUUGCAAAGCUUCUGAGUAGAUUAUUUGGUCAGUAUUCAUGA
This is a messenger RNA of Protopterus annectens (West African lungfish), 951 nucleotides long. Its product is annotated as olfactory receptor 2AT4-like. The coding region runs from base 1 to 951 and encodes 316 amino acids. Gene Ontology annotation, molecular function: olfactory receptor activity; G protein-coupled receptor activity. The transcript has a single exon. The record is from RefSeq and is a predicted model, not a curated record. NCBI's taxonomy places the organism in Eukaryota, Metazoa, Chordata, Ceratodontiformes, Protopteridae. Gene Ontology annotation, biological process: G protein-coupled receptor signaling pathway. Gene Ontology annotation, cellular component: membrane.